This is a messenger RNA of Paramacrobiotus metropolitanus, 1369 nucleotides long. RefSeq lists its product as uncharacterized. The record is from RefSeq and is a predicted model, not a curated record. The transcript is spliced from 3 exons. NCBI's taxonomy places the organism in Eukaryota, Metazoa, Tardigrada, Eutardigrada, Parachela, Macrobiotidae. Bases 322 to 1080 code for a protein of 252 amino acids.
CAGAUCGAACUCUUCGACUGACGGCAAAGGCAAUUUGGACGUUUGUCAACAGCCGAGUUGUACGGAAACCGCAAUUUUUACUAGAAAAUGGCUGCGGUUACGUAAACAAUGAGCCACAGGACAAAGAUCACCUUAUUGCCCACAUGUCUCCAGUAUAAGAAGGAAAACCUGCGUGUAUACGUGUGUGGUUUCAUUAAUUACUACUCAGACCGUGUAAUUGCCAAUUUUAUCGCUUAAUCAAAAACCGGCAAACGCAGCUGUAGAUACCGUUCAGCAUUUCAGCAAUUCUCUGCGUUUUAUUCUACCGUCAAAAUAUCCGGGAUGCAGCUCGUUAGUAUUCUGCCGCUAUUUCUCCUCAUCCAGGUGUACGGCCGCCACAUUGACCGCGGCGAGGGUGAUUACAGCGAUCCCAACGGGGUCAAAGCGGAAUACGAUCCCACAGUGAUCCCGGAGGACACCAUAAUACCCGACCAUGAGGCCGAGUUAGCCGAAUCCUUACCGGAGAACGAACCGGAACUUCCCGAUAGCUGUGAUGAUUUCCCGCCACCGUCGUGUAUUAAACAUUUCAGCGCCUUACCACCCAUUAUACAAAGGAGUCCGUUUGCGCUCCGAACGAGCGAAGAUUUUCGUCAAGUCUGCACGGCUUAUAAGCAAGCACUGCAGUGCUUCGGUGAUUACAUAGCCCGCUGUAAACCUGAUCAACCGGAAGCGCGCACGUUCAUUGACCAAAUGUCCGGAUUACUUAACCAGUGCGAGAAUCCGCAAAUUCAACAGGAUGCCCUGGCGGCGCUGGAUUGUGGCAAACGUAUGUCCAGUGUUCAUGAGCGCUGCAUGCGGGAAACGCGAUUUAUACCCCAACUGAAGACACUUUCGUCCGAGCGCCUAGUCCAGGGCGAAACCAAUUCCAUACGGGAUUUAUGCUGUGGUAUGCGCUAUCACAAAGCCUGUUUUAUGGACCAAGUACAAGAACGCUGUGGAUCAACGGCCUACGAAGCCACGCAAAGAUUAGAAGCAAUAAUUCUUCCGGCCUUCCAGUGCGAUUCUGUAUCAGAAUCUGAUUGCCCCAGCAUAAGGAGUUAACAGCCGGCGUCGACGAAUUUCUGCUUGAUAGAUUUGGUAAAGUUUUGCACAUCGCGGCUUGUCAAUCUGCGACAAAUUUCGUGAUCUGCGUACGAGCUGAACGCAAGCAACUUGCAAUUGGAGAUUACUAAGAAAUAAUCUGAUUAUCGUGGGAAUUCUUGAUCUACAGAUCGUAAUCAGCUGCGACACUUUAAAUUUGCUCAAAGCCGGCAGUUUAUUUUUGUAAUGCUCAACUGCGGUACGUAAUCGCAGUUGACAACUUCAAACAAAUAAAACAACAAAAACAGUA